Molecule: messenger RNA, 1338 nt
Organism: Adineta ricciae
Lineage: Eukaryota; Metazoa; Rotifera; Eurotatoria; Adinetida; Adinetidae
Source: the annotation of a GenBank genome assembly
AUGUCGCAUCGACAACAGCAAAAUGCAUCUCACCGUCCGCUCUCAGCAACGAGUACUCAAUCCAUUGACAAUGCGUAUUCGUUAGAACAUUUGUUUACGGCACUGCACCGUCGAAUUCAACGAAUCAGUCAAAACUACAACGCAGUUGUAUUCCAUGAUGCAUUGAAAGUCUGUACACGUGUAUUUCAGUCUUAUGCCAGUUAUAAUCUUAACACGAUCGAUGAGUUUACUCGUCAUCUGUGUAGAAAUGUUCGGGAUAACAAAAAAGUACUAUCUGUUAUCGAACUAUUUCAUCAACAGAUCUCGGAACUUCGUCAUUGUCACUCGACAUUCGAAGCGGAGUUGUUAGUUACCACACUGGUCAUCGAUUUUCAUGAAAAUGACCUUGAACAACAGCCUGUUCUACCCAUGGCUCACGGCAAAUUUUCUCCGCGAAGUCGUCUAUCGAAAGUUCGUCAUAAACACAUUCGGCAAGCUAUGGAUUUCAAAUCACAAUUACGGCAAACGAAUGAACACUUACAAAUUUUACUCUACGAUGAAUUCAAUGCUAACUUGUCGGAUCUGUGGGAAGAGAGUGAAAAAGCGAUUCAACUAUCAGUACCAUUUCAUGAUCAUCAUAUGACUUAUAUUCUUCGAUUAAUCCCAGACACGAUCGCGAAAUUUGAAUAUGCUUUGCAAAUAUGUACGAAAUUAUUUGAAUUGGAAACAUUGAUGUCGGAAAGUUAUCCUCAAACGAAUCGAAAUAAUAAAAAUCCCUCGGAGCCAACGCCUGUACCAACAAUUAAUCUCACUCCUCGAUCAGAUUAUAAUCCAAUACAGAACAUACCCCAGCAGAAAGUGAAAACAAGUCGAGAAACUCAAACUAUGCCGCUGCAAGUGGUGCCAGCGCCACCAAUAACAAAAGUAUCCACAUCUACUAUGAUAAAUCUUCAAUCUUCACAACAGCAAGAUGAGCCAUUGGAUCAUCACGAAGAAAUUCCUAGUUUUCCUUCGGCUGAUUACAAAAAUGAUCAACUUAAACUUCAAAUUCUUCUCGAACAACUUAACAAACGUCUAUCGAACGAAGAAUCAAUCCGGCAACGACUUUCGAACUGUAUUCAACAAACGACGAAGAAAUACGAUCAAUUAAAUCAAUACUCUCAACCGAAUAUGUUAACAUUGAUUAUGUCCGACAAUCCCGCCGCUAUCGAAUAUCAAAAAGCACUGUGUUCAAGCGAUUGUAAGAUUUACAAAAGUAUCGAAGAUGAACUAAACAUUGCAUUGAAAGAAACACAACAUCGAAUCGAUUGGAUCGAAACGAUUCGCCAACGAGUUCAUCUCUGCCUUGGUCAACAAUAA